Messenger RNA from Ictalurus furcatus (blue catfish), 2219 nucleotides. It is a transcript of the gene gjd6, whose product is annotated as gap junction protein delta 6. The record is from RefSeq and is a predicted model, not a curated record. Bases 1 to 1047 code for a protein of 348 amino acids. Gene Ontology annotation, biological process: cell communication. Gene Ontology annotation, cellular component: connexin complex. Lineage: Eukaryota; Metazoa; Chordata; Actinopteri; Siluriformes; Ictaluridae. The transcript has a single exon.
AUGACCGAGUGGACGUUGCUGAAGCGGCUCCUUGACGCCGUGCAUCAGCAUUCGACCUUGAUUGGCCGGAUCUGGCUGACAGUGAUGGCGAUUUUUCGGUUGCUGGUGGUUGCCGUGGCAGCAGAAGACGUGUACUCCGACGAGCGUACUAUGUUUGUGUGCGACACGCUGCAGCCGGGCUGUGCCAAUGUGUGCUACGAUGCCUUUGCGCCCAUCUCUCAGCCACGUUUCUGGGUCUUCCAUAUUGUCGCCGUGUCCACGCCGUCACUUUUCUUCAUUCUCUACACCUGGCACAACCUUUCCAAGAUGGCACCUGGGCAAAACACGGACGAUUGUGUGCGGAACUGUAAUUCCGAUAGCUGCUCCAUCACGUCUCAUUAUCACCCGAGAGACAAGGUGGCUGAUGUUCUGGAAAAAAACACGUGCGUUUCACUAACUCGCGGCACCCUGAGCCAAAAACAUGUCUCUCCGACAAGAGGUUCCUCAGGAGUCCUGUCCAAAGCCUACGUGCUCCAUGUGUGUUUUCGUGCCAUGUUGGAGCUGGCAUUUCUUUCCCUUCAGUGGCUUCUAUUCGGGUUCUGCGUGCCAGUUCGUUUCACGUGUGCUGUCCCUCCUUGUCCUCAGCGCGUGGACUGCUACGUCUCACGUCCCACGGAGAAGAGCAUCUUCCUCAUCUUCAUGUUCUGCGUGGGGAUCUUCUGCAUCUUGCUAAACUUCCUGGAGCUCAAUCACCUCGGCUGGAAGAAGAUCAGAAGGUCAAUGCAGGUAAAGGAAGGAUGGAGGAGCAGUAUUUAUGGAGCAAUAAAUGAGAACGGACGCUCUGGGACGAGCAGUACGACGUCUCUGCCUACACUGGAGCUGCUGGUGGAGAAUCAACCUGAGUGGACGUGUGCAGGAAAUGAGUGCUGCUCACCAUUAAAACAGGAGAAAGAAUUGUCUGAAAAGUCACUGCAGAAAGAGAGACACAACGCAACACAAGUACUGAGAGGAAAACCACAAUCCCAUAAAGGAAGAGUUUCCAAACGAAGUGCUGAAGUCUGGAUAUAAACUGAAUCGCUUUCUGAUUUAGCGCUUGCUUUUUGGUAAGUUUUAAAAAGUGAUAACAAAAGAUAUGCAGCGUGUGAAAAACAAAUAAAUGAAGAUCAUCCCUCCCAAAAAAAGGUGAUGGUGUGAAUCUCAACCUUCAGAUUUAUAACAUUAUUGUGUCUAUAAUAAAACAUACAAACAUGUUACAUUGUGUGUAAGGAUUUCCCAGUAAUAAAGUCACCCUAUAUCACCCUAUAUCUAUAUCAGCGUUUCCCGACCUUUUUUCAGUGACGGUGCCCUCUGAAAACUUUCAAAAAGUUGUGGCACCCUACACAAACACUCAUGUUAGACAGCGUGAAGUUGAUGGUCCAGGAGCAUCUGGAGCUUUUCUUUUAAGAAAUCUGUCCAUAUUCUUGCGACCCCCUGGUUGGGAAACACUGAUCUAUAUAAACCAUUCUUAACCAUCUUAAUUUAAAUGUGAUGACUGGAGAAACCAUUUUUUAAAAAUUAAUAUUGAGAUCAGGAGCCGCCGAAUAUGUUUGAUUUCAAAUUUUGUUGAGUUUUUUUGUGCUCCUUUUUUGCGGAAAACUACUUGAAUUGUCGAAAUUGCAAUUUCACACUGAUGGUUUUUUUUUUGGUAAUUGAGACCUUUUAACUGUACUCGUGUUCGACACGCUUGAAUCGAAGUGGGCUUUGACUGAAUGCGCGUUGUGAUGACAUCACAUGGUGCAUUCUGAUGAUGUCACACGACACGUCUUGGCCCAAAUCGGCAUAAAAUCUGCAGUAAUUUUUAAAAAUUGCAAGCUCCUCCAAAUAUUGCGACGUUUGCUUGAUUUUGUGUUCGUUUCUGCGAUCGCAAAAUCGCGAAAUCCUGGAGGGACUGUCUCAAUGAAAAAUCUGCCCUAAUGUUAAACAUAUGACAUCAAAGUGUGGUUAUGUCAUAAAAUAUAAGAGCCUAUCAUGUAAAUGCAGGCCACACGGUGCUGUCUAAUCAAGUGAAGGUGUGUAACGACGAGGCGUUCAUAUAAUCAUGCAAUGUAUCAUAUAUUGAAAACUUCUGUGGCCCUCGAAACAAAUCUUGAGUGACUUCUGGACAUAAAUACAAAAACAACACAUAUAAGCCUUUCAGAUAGAUGACUUAAGAGACUCUAUACCAUAAAAGUACAGCUUUAAGCCUUUUUUUAUAUAUAUAU